CGUUACAUCUGUUUCUCUAAAUGUGUGGAUAAAGUGACAACUGUUAAGAUAAUCAACCUACAGUGUAUGAAUACCAAGGAAGUUAAAAAAUACCUUGUGUUCUAGGUUGGUUUCCUGCGUUGACAAGGGAAUUCGCCUAUUUUCUUUUAUAAUUCAAGUUUAUCUCAGUAAAAUGUUCGAAAUGAAUACGGCGGAACCGAUGCAAGUGGAUGUUCCACUUGAAGAUAAUGAGAAUAAUGAAACAGAGUGUUAUGUGGUUGAUAAUCCUACAUUAGACCUGGAGACAUAUGCUGCAUCUUACACAGGUUUUGCUAAGUUGUACAGGUUAAUGUUUGUAGCAGAUCACUGUCCAUCUUUAAGACUAGAAGCCCUCAAAAUGGCUAUAUCAUAUGUCAUGACUACCUAUAAUGUAAGUCUAUAUCAAACACUCCACAAGAAACUUGCUGAAGCUAUAGCAACUGCGGGACUUCCUGAUGUUGCUGUACAGAUGGGUUCACAAGAUAUUCCCGUACUUGAUUCAAUAUGGGUUGAAUCAAAAACUAAAAAAGCUGCUAUAAAGUUGGAAAAAUUAGAUACAGAUCUUAAAAAUUACAAAACAAAUUCUAUAAAAGAAAGCAUUAGAAGAGGACAUGAUGACUUAGGUGACCAUUACCUUGAUUGUGGUGAACUCACUAGUGCUCUAAAAUGUUAUUCGAGAGCAAGAGAUUACUGUACUAGUGGUAAACAUGUAAUAAUGAUGUGCCUCAAUGUAGUUAAGGUUUCAGUGUAUUUGCAAAACUGGGCACAUGUUUUAAACUAUGUUUCAAAAGCAGAAGGUACACCUGAUUUCAAUGAAGUACCUGGAAAAGACUCCAACCUAGCUAUUCUUACUCGCCUAAAAUGUGCAGCGGGCUUAGCAGAAUUAGCAACUAAAAAGUAUAAGUCUGCUGCAAAACAUUUCCUAGCAGCCAGCAUUGACCACUGUGAUUAUCCAGAACUACUUAGUAGUAACAAUGUCGCAGUUUAUGGAGGACUUUGUGCAUUGGCUACAUUCGAUCGAUCUGAGCUUCAAAAACAAGUAAUAGUUAGCAGUUCAUUUAAAUUAUUUUUAGAACUAGAGCCACAGCUACGAGACAUAAUUUUUAAAUUUUACGAAUCUAAAUAUGCUUCCUGCUUAAGGUUACUCGAUGAGAUACGUGACAAUCUACUUCUAGAUAUGUAUUUAGCACCUCACUUAAAUUCUUUAUAUAUGCAAAUUCGCAACAGGGCUUUAAUUCAAUACUUCAGUCCCUACCUGUCUGCCGACAUGCGAUUAAUGGCUGCUGCAUUUAAUCGCACAGUGAAUGCUCUUGAAGAUGAAUUAAUGCAACUAAUUCUUGAUGGACAAAUUCAAGCACGCAUUGAUUCUCACAACAAAAUACUUUACGCUAAAGAUGUGGACCAGAGGAGCACUACUUUUGAAAGAAGUCUUGCGAUGGGUAAAGAAUACCAACGACGAACUUCUAUGUUAAUUCUACGUGCUGCCAUGCUCAAAAAUCAAAUUCAUGUCAAGAAUAAUGGCCGAGAAACUGGUCCUCAAUGUGGUGAGGCUCCCGGGUCUAGUACCAGCCACACGCCGCGCACCUUUGACCCCGUGCCCUUGUGAUAAAUUACCUCACAUAAUAGUCAAGAUCUUAAACAAUUGGCAAUUUGAAUGUGUAUAUCAAACAAAAAUGCAAUUCCAUUUUAUAUGAGAAGCCUCCUAAUUUAAAAAAUACAUUUACUUUGUCAUGUGAAAUCUAUUCUUUUUCAUUUUAAGUAAACAAUAAGUACCGUUUAAUACCCAUUUUAGUUUUUAUAAUAAAAAAAGUCUGGUAGGUCUGUGUGGUUCAGUGAUGCCUUUGCAACUGCUGGUGUUUGUUUUAUGUACCUAUAAUGUUUUGUCAGCUAUCCUGGACUUUUGACUGCUGAUGCAAGCAUUAUUUGCCACCUUGUUUAUACAGAAUUAUUCUAUGUAACCACAAAUAUUAUGUCUACGUAAUUUUUAAUAAUAUUAAAAAAGUAAAAAUA
This is a messenger RNA of Melitaea cinxia (Glanville fritillary), 2028 nucleotides long. RefSeq names its product COP9 signalosome complex subunit 1 (gene CSN1b). NCBI's taxonomy places the organism in Eukaryota, Metazoa, Arthropoda, Insecta, Lepidoptera, Nymphalidae. The transcript is spliced from 3 exons. The record is from RefSeq and is a predicted model, not a curated record. The coding region runs from base 173 to 1624 and encodes 483 amino acids. Gene Ontology annotation, cellular component: COP9 signalosome.